GUGCACAAAGGCAGCUGCUGGAGGAACUGUUCAGCGCGAGGGAGCGAGCCGAGCGCUGAGAGGCGUAAUAAACAAUCUCCGGCUAGCUACAGACAGGGACGCGGACUCGAAGUAGCUCCCCGGCCCAAGCCCGUAGCUUUACUCAGUGAAACAGGAUUCCAUCGUCAGGUUAAGACUUCUACAGAGUUCCAGCAGGAUGGAGGUGGAGAUGGAGGAGAUCCCCCAGGACGAGCCCCAACCUGAGCCUGAGAACCAUGUUACCAGAGACCAGUGCUGCCAGACAGACGAGCCACAGCCCAGCAGCCCUAACCCAAUGACUGACCUGAACCCUGGCCCUGACACAGCCCCCAGGACACCAGGGUACUGCGUGGAGCCAGGCGACCCUCCGCUGUUGCAGCAGCAGCUCCAGACCUCCAAGUCUGGCAUCCAGCAGAUCAUAGAGGUCUUCCGCUCAGGUACUGCCCAGCUGAAGCACAUGCUGCUGAACGAGGUGGACACCAUCUUUGAGUGUAAGACAUGUCGCAGCUUGUUCCGGGGCCUGCCCAACCUCAUCACCCACAAAGAGUACUACUGCAUCACCAGACUGUCCAAGCCCGACGAUCCAGCGGGCGAGGGUGACAAGCAGAGCGUGGCCAUGAAGGACCUCCUGGAGGCCAUCUACCCCAGGAAGGACCGGCCGGACUACGUGAUGCGCCUGGAGCCAAUCCAGACCUCCAAUAACGCUGUGUUCCAGUUCCUGUCCUCCGAGGAGGAGCUGGCCCACUUCCCCCGGGCUCCACACACCCCUGGAGGGACCCGCACACACAGCCCUGAGCCCUGGAGGGAGCAGGGAGGGACGCCGGAGAAUGGGCAGACUGGAGAGGGGGAGGAGGUGGCGCGGCCCGAGGAGGAGGGGUCUACGAGCGGGGUGGAGGACGUUACCAUCUCGUGCUGCCUGUGUGGUAAGGACUUCAACUCUCGCCGCAGCAUCCGCCGCCACUGUCGCAAGAUGCACCAGACCAAGCUGGAGGAGCUCCGGAAGUUCACCGAGACGCGCACCGUUCCCAUCAGCCUCCUCUCCAUGGUCAAAGGUCGGUCUCGCCCCUUGCACACGCCCAGCGGCAAGUCCUGCCCCGUCUGCUUCAAGUCCUUCGCCACCAAGGCCAACGUGCGCCGCCAUUUUGACGAGGUGCACCGCGGCCUGCGUCGGGACACCAUCACGCCGGACAUAGCCACGCGCCCCGGCCAGCCGCUGUCCCUGGAGGCCACGCCGCCCCGCAAGAGCGCCAGCUCCUCCCCCACGAGAGGUCACACCCCGAAGAGCGGAGGAGCUUCGGGGGCUACUAGCCCUCAGCCCCCCAAAGCCUCCACCGCGGUGCCCCCUGCCCCUUCUCUCCUGGCAUCGGCCCUGUACAACCUGGCCUCCUGCCGCUGUCUGCUCUGCAAGAGAAAGUACAGCUCCCAGGUCAUGUUAAAGAGACACAUGCGCAUCGUCCACAAGAUCUACAAUCUCAAGAACGUUAGCUCCGUCUCCACGACCGCAACCACAUCCACGGCGACCAACAAAAACAACAACAGCAAAACAGCCACCAACACUGACAGCACCCCUAGCAACAGCUUGAGCAUGAAGGAGGAGGCGGUUGAAUCCUGGGACGACCCUGACUCCAGCCCCGCCUCGUCGCCUGGCGACGCAGACAGGAAGGACAUGGAUAGGAAGGGCAUUGCCGUGGUAACCAAGUCGGGUCAAAAGAUCAAAGAGGAAGAGGGUGGCAGCAGCCCCAAGACAUCAACUCGUUCCACUUCCAUCAACAGCACCGGUGGUACUAGUAGUGGUAGUGGGACUCUUGGGAGACCCCCUCAGAAGCUCUCGGUGGGGUUCGACUUCAAGCAGCUGUUCUGCAAGCUGUGCAAACGUCAGUUCAGCUCGCGCCAGAACCUCACCAAGCACAUCGAGCUGCACACGGACGGCACGGACAUCUUCAUCAAGUUCUACCGCUGCCCGCUCUGCCGCUACGAGUCCCGCCGCAAGCGCGACGUCCUGCGCCACGUGACGGUGGUGCACAAGAAGUCGACGGGCUACCUGGCCAAGAUCGUCCCCAAGCUGGAGUCGCGUGCGGUCAAGCGGCCGGCUGAGGUGGUCCUCAACUCUCCCCCCAAUGCCAACAACAACAAGAGAGGAGGAACAACGGUCAAGGAGGAGGUGAACGGGUGCCACUCGGCCCCCUUUCCCCUUACGCCCCCAGUCACACGCAAACAGGAGCUCCUCAACAACUCCUCCACCACCUCCUACCCAGUCACACGCAAACAGGACCUCCUCUCCUCCUCCACUCCGGUCACUCGUAACCAGGAGAGACAGGAGAAGCAGCAGGAGGCCCAAACCGGGUCACCUGUCACCCGUAAGAAUGACAAACACCCCGACACCCCCGCCCCGACACCCCCCCACACGCGUCGCCAUGACGCCCACCAGGAGAGCAGCAGCAGUAGCACAGAGGUGCGUGUCACCAAGAACUUCUCGCUCCACGCUUGUGACGUGUGCGGCCGGGCCUUUGCCAGGAAACUCUACCUGGAGUCCCAUAAGAGGAGCCACCGGAACGCCACGCCACUGGUCAGCAUGCCGCCCAGUGACGCCAGGGCUAAGGGGGUCAGCACUCGGUCCAAGGCAAUGCUCUGAUCCCCAGUCUCGUCUCACUCCUGGUUCUUGGGAGCCUCCAUCCUGAGAGGAGAGACUUAACGGAUGAAGGAGCACCGCUAACGAUGAUGAAGAAAGCAGCUGGACUGGGAAAAGUGAAACUGAGAGAGAGAGAGAGGAAGGGGUGAACGAAGGGGAGACUUCCCAUCUAAGGGACCAAAAGUAUUGUUGGAAUCCGACACUAGAAGGAGGGAUGGGAGCCAACGUGAUGCCAGAGGUGUGGAGCCAGUGGACACUCAAUCUGUGGAGGCACUGAUGCUAUCACACUGCUGUGUGUAGGUUACAAUCACUGUACAUGUAGAUAUAUAUACACACACACACACACACACCUGGUCUAGACCUGAGCCUGUAUAAACCUUAGGGGCGGGGAGAGAAGAGGGCAGGGUCGGGAGCGCUCUUAGCACACCAUAGAUAUCCCAUAUCUGACCAGUAGAGGGUGCUCCAGUUCUGCUUUUAUAGGAUCAGACUUUAAGGCAGGGCUCUCCAACCCUGUUCCCGGAGAGCUACCCUCCUGUCGGUUUUCACUCCAGCCCCAGUAGUAUCUUACCCGAUUCAUCUUAUCAACUAGGUCAUUAUUAGAAUCAUGUGUGCUAGAUUAGGGUUGGAGUGAAGCUACAGGACGGUGGCUCUCUAGGAACAGGGUUGGAGAGACCUCCCCUGUGUAGGCUGUGAAGUUGGCCCAGCCAGAGCCAGCAGUAGUGAUGUUAGUGGUUUAUUUCCCCAGCUCAUAGUAAGCUAUCCAUCCACUGGGAAGGACUCCAUACUAACUCAGUUCAUCCAGAUAGGCUUUAGUUUUUCUGUCAUUCCAAGAGAUAUGGUUUGGGUGAUUAACUGACAGAGAAAGACAUGUAGGUAGCUGACCAGUGAUACACUGGCACAUUGAAGAGAUGGUGACCAUUGAUUGGUUGGUUGAUGAAUGCCUAUAGCUGUGUUUAAACAGGCAGCCCAAUUCUGAUAUUUUUUUUUCACUAAUUGGACUUUUGACCAAUCAGAUCAGCUCUGAAAAAGCUUUGAUAGGUAAUUCUCAUGAAAUUCUCACAAAAGUCUGGUGAAAAUGUUACAUUUAUUUCAAAUAAGACACUUAGUCCUUUUGCAGAUGCAUCAUGGUUUUGUAACUCAAUUUGCUACGGACUUUAAAAAAAAGAUCAGUUUGGUCAAAAGACCAAUUAGGGAGGGGAGAAAAAAUCUGAAUUUGGCUGCCUGUAAAAACGUAGCCAUGGUGACAGACCAAAUGUACCAUGUCUUGUUCAGUCAGAAAGCAAUGGCACAAUAGAAACAGACCAAAUUGUAUUUUUCUAACGGAAAAGCUUGUUAAACCAGGUCUCGGACUGAUGUACAUAUUAACUAUCAUAUGGAUGGUAUAAACGAUAGAUAUAUUGGCAGAUGUAUAGGUGAUGUAUAGUUUUCGUUUGAAUCUCCCUGAAAAGUAGCGAUAUUGUAUAGCCUACUGUUCGGUUACAUAUGCUCCAAUAUAUCUGAAUAGUGAGAUUUUUAGUUUUUCUCUAUGUGUUCAAAGCACUUGAAGAAUCUGCUAUGUUCAGACUCUCACUCACAUGACUGUGUCAAAACCAGAUGGUGAAAUGACAUAGAGAGUUUUCUUUCUUUCUUUAAACGAGAGGAUGUGUGUUUCGGCGGCACAUCUGUGACAGAGCAGAAGGGAAAUUAAGUGAUUUUACUUUUCAAGACUGAUUUUCCUUAUUUGUCCUCUACAUUCAGAUAUAAAAGAGUGUAGCCAUUUCCCAGGACUGUGUACUAACUAACCUAAACACCUCCAUAGGAUAAGGAGAAGAGUAGAUCAGUUAGGUUUUCUGUUGAAAAUAAUGUAACCCAUAAAUCCAUCCUGAAGAAAUCAACUUUUAACCCAAUAAUA
This is a messenger RNA of Salvelinus namaycush (lake trout), 4538 nucleotides long. RefSeq names its product zinc finger protein 800-like. The record is from RefSeq and is a predicted model, not a curated record. Lineage: Eukaryota; Metazoa; Chordata; Actinopteri; Salmoniformes; Salmonidae. Bases 197 to 2650 code for a protein of 817 amino acids. The transcript has 8 exons.